AUGGAGUCAGUGGGUUCAUGGGAAGAGACGGUGAGAAAGGCAGAGAAGCUGGUGGAGGAAGCCAUGAAAGACAAUGAUGCAUCCCACGACGCAGCUCACGUCAGGAGGGUCAGAGACCUCGCUCUCUCUCUUGCCCGUGAAGAACAAGGCCUCUCCCUCCCCUCCUCCAAUUCCAACACCAUGCAAAUUGUCGAACUUGCUGCACUUCUCCAUGAUAUAGGUGAUUAUAAGUAUUUGAGAGAUCCCUCAGAGGAAAAAAUUGUCGAAAACUUUCUUGACGAGGAGGGCAUAGAAGAGAGUUCCAAAAUGAAGAUUUUAAGGAUCAUUAAGGGAAUGGGUUUCAAAGAUGAGCUGGCAGGGUCGGCAAAAAAUGAUCUUCCUCCAGAAUUUGGGGUUGUACAAGAUGCUGACCGUCUCGAUGCAAUUGGUGCUAUUGGAAUUGCUCGUUGCUUUACUUUUGGUGGAAGUAGAAACAGAGUGCUUCAUGAUCCUAACAUUCAGCCACAAUCUGAUUUAUCUAACGAAAAGUACGUGAACAAUGAUGAGCAGACUACUGUAAAUCACUUUCAUGAGAAGCUUCUUAAGCUAAAGGCAUUGAUGAAAACAAAGGCUGGGAAAAAGAGAGCUGAGAGAAGGCACAAGUUCAUGGAGGAGUUUCUUGCGGAAUUCUAUGAAGAGUGGGAUGGGAGAGCUUGA
Prunus armeniaca (apricot) is the source of this 696-nucleotide messenger RNA. NCBI's taxonomy places the organism in Eukaryota, Viridiplantae, Streptophyta, Magnoliopsida, Rosales, Rosaceae. The record is from the annotation of a GenBank genome assembly.